Molecule: messenger RNA, 489 nt
Organism: Plasmopara halstedii
Lineage: Eukaryota; Oomycota; Peronosporomycetes; Peronosporales; Peronosporaceae
Product: Ubiquitin domain
Exons: 6
Coding region: 1-489 (162 amino acids)
Molecular function (GO): protein binding
Source: RefSeq, a predicted model, not a curated record
AUGGACAGUAGAAAUUCGUCUUCUACGAACCUUCAGGAUGAAUGGGAGCUUGUAGACGAUAAUGUGCGGGCUAACGCACCGGUGGCAUCGCCUCAUAAAGGGAAACCAGAGGAAGAAGAUGGAGUCGCAUACAAGGCACCCGAGGGCUUCUUGUCCGUUCGACUACGCCAAGGCGAAGAGAUUCGAACUUCGUGGUUUAAGGCCACGCAGCAAGUUGACGAAUUUAUCAAUAUGUUCUUUGCAGCAGAGCUCGCCAACAAAAAAAAAGUUAGGCUUAUUUACAUGGGCAUGCUGCUUCUUUCUAGUCGCACCAUGGGCGAGUACGGCAUUGAAGAAAAUGGGGUGAUCCACAGCGUUAUUACCGAUGCGCCUUCAACACCCAAUCCAGAGGCAGUGAUCCAGGCAAACCUCAAGCCCAUAAACCCCCAAAACUCUUUGCUACUUCUCACGGGAAUGUUCUUAUACGCGCGAUGCACAUUACCGCCGUAG